Messenger RNA from Rhinolophus ferrumequinum (greater horseshoe bat), 2538 nucleotides. RefSeq names its product NXPE family member 1-like. The record is from RefSeq and is a predicted model, not a curated record. Lineage: Eukaryota; Metazoa; Chordata; Mammalia; Chiroptera; Rhinolophidae.
AUGAGGGAACGGGUACAACUUUUCUUUUCUCCAGAUUCAUCCAGAGAAGGACAGAUGGCAGCUCCGGGUCCAGAUGCAGCUCCUCCGGGUGGAGAACCGGGCCCUCCCUGCCCGGCGCCACCAGGCAGAAGAGCCACUGCCCUUGGUCCAGCUCAGGCUUUCACCUGCGGGGUGUGGCCCCAGAGCAAAGUCCGUGGUGCCAACCCAAGGAGGCGGAAGUCUGCAUCGCAGCCGGCGCUCGGCAUAGACCGGCGGAGCGUUUCUCCAGCAUCCAGGAGCUCUACACCAAGAUCGCGGGCGUGUAUGAGAUCUCGCCAUCCGAGCGCGGCAGAAGCUGACCCAGGACCGUUGAGAGGCGCUGCCGAAGCACCACGUCGGAUCAGUUCGGAACUCUGCAGGGAGCGCCCCAGGGGGAGUGAGAGGGUGGGUCUUCCCUGGAAGGGAAAAGGGAUGGUCCUAAUGGAAUCUCUAGGCUUCCGGACAGACUGCUCUGUGCCACUGACAACGUGGGCCUUGCCCUUGUCUCCUUUCUUCCUGUUCAUUCUGGCGGGCUCUAAACCAGCGGUGGUCGUGAAGGACUCCCGCGGAGCCUGGUUUCCCGGCUCCCGGGGGGCUGCGGGCCUUACCGGGCUCGGGCACCGCACACCCCACACACCCGCACGCUCAGAGCCACGUCCCGCCGCCGGGGGGCUCCCUUGUCGCCCACGCCCAGCCCUGCCUGAUCCGCUGCCUGAAACGCGCUCUCCCAACUCGGCUCCCUCCAACCGCCUCAGCGGAGCUCCUGGCACGAAGAUACUCCUCUCAACCACCUCUCAGGGCGACCGCCAGCCGACAUCUUGCCUGUCACCUCCCCAAAAUAAGUUAUUUAAAAUGGCACGCAUCACGUUCUCAAAUAUGAUGGUUCGAAAAAUGCUGCUGAUGUUGAUGUCUUUUUUAGUAGUUGUGUGGAUUAAUUAUAUAAUAUCUCAAAACUCCACAAAGAUUUGGAAAUCAUUAAAUUUGAGGACUUAUAAAACACAUUUUAAUACCCACCUCCCUCCAUCUCUGUGGAACACUUCCUCGAAGUCCUCAUACAUUAAAACACCACUGAGUCCAUUAAAGCCACCAACAGAAACUGAGCUGAGAAUAAAGGGAAUCAUGGAGAAACUAAACCAGCUGAUCCCACCCAGACCCUUCACCGACAUGACCACCACCAGUGCCGCACACAGCAUCCUCACCCCUUAAGACACAUACAGCAAAGGGGAUCAGCUAGACAUCCCGGUGGAGAUGAGGGACCACUUGGGACACAGGAAGGAAUAUGGCGGGGAUUUCCUGGGGGCCAGGAUGUCCUCCGCAGCCCUGAAGGCAGGCGCUUCAGGAAAGGUGACAGACUUCAACAAUGGCACCUACCUUGUCAGCUUCACUCUGUUCUGGGAGAGCCAGGUCUCUCUGUCUCUCCUGCUCAUCCACCCCAGUGAAGGGGUGUCAGCUCUCUGGAGGGCAAGGAACCAAGGCUAUGACAGGAUUAUUUUCAAGGGUAAAUUUGUUAAUGGCACCACCCAUGUCUUCACAGAAUGUGGCCACACCUUAAAUUCAAGUGCUGAACUCUGUGAAUACCUGGAUACUUGAGACCAAGAAGCCUUCUACUGUGUGAGACCUCAACACAUGCCCUGUGAGGCCCUUAAUCACAUGACUACCAGGAAUCGAGACAUUUCUUAUCUUACUGUCAAGGAAAAGAGUCUUUUUCACAGGUCCAGUAUGGGAGUUGAAAUGAUAAAACAUCUUAAACACAUUAAUGGCUCCCGAUGUAACACUAAUGAAAAGAUAAAAGAGAAAUGCCAAGUUGGAAUGAAGAUUCCUGUUCCUGGCGGUUAUACUUUAGAUGGAAGGUGGAUUACAACAUUUUGCAACCAGAUUCAGUUAAAUACAAUUAAGAUAAAUGGCUGUUUGAAAGGAAAGCUCAUUUACCUGUUAGGAGACUCUACACUGCGUCAGUGGAUCUACUACUUACCCAAGGUUUUAAAAACACUAAAAUUUUUUGAUCUUCACAGAACUAGAGUUUUUAAGAAAUGUUUCCUUCUGGAUGCAGAAAAACAUAUAAAAAUUCAGUGGGAAAAACAUAGCCAUCCUUUUGUCAGUCUCCAGCUCUACUCUGUGAUAGAUGAGAAGUAUAUACCUUGGAUAAUUGACCGGAUAUCAGGUGACAAAAACACAGCUAUUGUCAUCACCCUUGGCCAGCACUUCCGACCCUUCCCCACUGACAUUUUCAUUCGCAGCGCCAUCAAUAUUCGAAAAGCUAUUGAACGACUGCUCCUAAGAAGCCUGGCCACAAUGAUCCUUAAGAUGGAAAACAUCAGGGAAAUGCACAUAGAUACAGAGAGGUUUGGAGACUUUCAUGGUUAUAUUCAAUAUCUUAUCAUGAAGGAUAUUUUCAGUGUUCUCAAUGUAGGUGUCAUUGAUGCCUGGGACAUGACCAUUGCAUAUGGCACCAAUACUCCUCACCCACCCGAUCAUGUGAUUGGAAAUCAGAUUGACCUGUUCUUCAACGACAUUUACUAA